Molecule: messenger RNA, 1011 nt
Organism: Capsicum annuum
Lineage: Eukaryota; Viridiplantae; Streptophyta; Magnoliopsida; Solanales; Solanaceae
Product: NAC domain-containing protein 2-like
Exons: 3
Coding region: 1-1011 (336 amino acids)
Biological process (GO): regulation of DNA-templated transcription
Molecular function (GO): DNA binding
Source: RefSeq, a predicted model, not a curated record
AUGGAUUCAUCAAAUUAUGAAUAUGAUCCUGAAUGGAAGAAAAAAUUGCCAAUAGGUUUUCAUUUCAUACCAACAGAUGAAGAAUUGAAUAUGUAUUUGAAACUUAAGAGUUGUGGUGGUAAAAUUCCACAUGGGAUUUUCACUGAUCUUGAUAUUUAUAAACAUGAACCACAUGAGCUACGUGGUCUUGCUGAAAAACAUUGGGAUGAUCGUAUGUACUUCUUUACUCUAUCAAGAAGGAAGAAUGACACUGGAACAAGACUUGAGAGAAAAACACCAAAAGGUGUUUGGAAAGCUUCACAAGCACGUAAGAACUUAUCCAACAACGAAAAAUUUGGUAAUAUCAGGAACAAGGAUGUAACAGGAGACGAUGUACAAAUUGGAACUAAAACAUCCCUCGUCUACUGGGAAUCGAAAACCACAAAAACGUCUUGGCUUAUGUCGGAGUACAGAUUUCCUGAUGAGCUCCAUCAUCAGCCAGUAUCCAAUGAGAAAAAGGAUAAGUCGUUUGAGCUAACGCUUAAUGUGAUCUACUAUAAUGGCACCAAGAAGAAUAAUGAUGAUGACCAUGACAAGGGCAAGAAGAUAGUUGAGUACUGUAAUGAUCUUAUUCCUCAACCAAAUCCGAUAAAUUUUGAUCAUGAUAUUGCAACCACUUCAACAAUGCAACCAAGUUUUCAUCAAACACCAACACAAAGUUACACUGACGCUGCAGCUACAACUUCAACCAGACAACAAAGUUUUCCUCAACCACUCUGUGGUGUUAUGGAAAAUGUUGACAAUGAUUUUCUCCAAUUUGAUAAUGAUGAUAUUUCUUGCCCCAUUCCCAACAUUGAUUUUCUCGAAUUUGAUCCAUUUGAUCAAUCGAUAAGCCAAUAUUUCGAUUUUGAUAACUUUCCUUGUAUAAAGGAUGAAGACAUAAUAAGCCACAUCCCAAUUUCUCAGGAUGAUCAAACACCAUCAAGUGAUAUCAAAGAUCCACAGCUACAGAUGAAGAAAAUCAAAAUAUAG